Molecule: messenger RNA, 2410 nt
Organism: Dichomitus squalens LYAD-421 SS1
Lineage: Eukaryota; Fungi; Basidiomycota; Agaricomycetes; Polyporales; Polyporaceae
Exons: 6
Coding region: 143-2248 (701 amino acids)
Source: RefSeq, a predicted model, not a curated record
CGCCUGCUUUCAGGUCUCUCGGAUUGCCUGCUGACGUUUGUCCUUGCCUUCUCUCUCCAAAACCGCGGGGACCUGAGCAGGGGAGAAGACCUGCGUCUGUGACUCUCAACGCCCCUUCCUUCUUGAGAACUCCUCGAUCAAGAUGAACGUUUACCGCUCGGUGACUCCGGUCCCAGUCUCGCCCAUCGGAUCGCACGCGUCGCCUUAUACCCAGACGACUGCCUAUCCGCAGGCAGCUACCUAUCCACAGGCGACUCCCUAUUCACAGGCGACUCCCUAUUCACAGACAACACCCUAUCCGCAGACGACGCCGCAGCAAGCGGCCAACAUCCAGCCAGGUUCGAUCACUUACACGACGACGACGGGCCCCGAUGGACAGAUUAUAUACCAUCCUUUCAAAGCGGUCGCCGCCAGCUACCAAACUGCGCAAGGCAUAGUUAACGGUAUCCAGUGGAUUCCCGCUGAAGCGACUUCGGUGCUCCCGGCAGGCGCGACCGUCGCAGAUGCUUCUCUCAACGGAUCCGUGGGCCGUCGGGGAGAUGAUAGGAACUGGCGAGACGAUGACUACAGGCGCCGAGAUGAGGACGCCGCGAGACGCUCACCGAGGUACGAUAGAGAUGGCAGGCGGUACGACGACGACGACUACCUCCGUCGUGAUCGCGAUCGCGAAGACCGUGAUGACCGAGACUACCGUCGCCCUCGGGACCGCGACGAGCGUGACCGCGAGCGCGAUCGGGAACGCAGGCAGAGCACGUACGGCCAGUACCCGAGCGACGACAAGUAUUCCACUAGCGACCUCGAGCGCCGCAUGGAGAACCUCGACAUCGAACGCCGCGAGAGAGACCGCCAGCGCGAACGUGAGCGCGAGUAUGAGCGCGAGAAGGAUCGCGAGCGCGAGCGCGACGGCGUCCGUCCUCGCAGAGGCUCGUUCUACGGCGGAGGCGAACGCCCCACCAGCACCUACCAACCCGCGCCUGGUGGCAAUUAUCCCGCGACGUACACCACGGCUACCUCGAGCACGUAUACCGCCGCCCCCGGCGGUAAUUAUCCCGUUUCCGCCGCCUACCGUGCGCCCUCGCCGCGUCCUCUCGACCGACCAGCCUCUCCGUACCGCAACCCCGGCGCCGUUCCACGUCCCGCGUCUCCUUACAUGGCAGGUGGUGCUGUGCCCUACGCUCCGCGCCCCGUGUCUCCGUACCAAGCUGGCGGCGCGAUCCCUCGCGCCGCGUCUCCCUACCAGGCCGGGGGCAUUCAACGUGCGGCGUCUCCGUACGGUGGCCCUCCGCCCAUUGCCCGCGCUGGCUCGCCCUACGGGGGUGCGAUCCCGCCUCGUGCUGCUUCUCCGUACUACGGUGGCUCUACCGCUGGAGCUGGUGGUGUCUAUGGACCAGGCCACGUCCUCGAAGGCCAGUCCAUGCGUGGUGGCGCAAGUCCAUACGCCCCGCCUGUUAAUCUCUACGCCAACCCGAAUACCUCCUAUGGUGCGGGUGGACAAGGCUCCUACGGGGCGUCCGGACAGAACCCCUACGGAGCCGCUUCCCCUUACGGCUCGGGCAUCGGCUCGCAUGCGUCUCCCCGUGUUGGCUCAGUCCCUCUCGACUCUGCCGGCGCCGGGCAGCAACAGAUGCUCACCGUCCCGGAGGGCUUUAACCGCCCGCCCAACCGCGCGCAGCCGUACACGCAGUUCGAGAUGUUGAAGGUCACGGACCUGGACGACCUGCUCGAGCAGAUGCCACGCAUGCCUGCGGUCCUCAUGCCCCACGACGUUUACCACGACGACUGGAUCAGGUUGAUGUCUGAUCUUGGCCUCGCCUGGACCGGCACGAUGCCCGUCCCGCAAUACUCGCCCGACGGCCGUCCCCCCAAGCGCUCCACGCUCGCGGCAGACGUGAUUGACCUCUGGAACGCGUCCUUCUUCCGCAUGCGGGGUGUCGAGAUGAUACUGUACAAGGGCCGUGAGAGGCGCUCGGGCCGCCUCGCGGGCACGGUCGACAUGAAUCUGCCCGGGUUCGACAAGUUCGACGUGUCGUCCCCGUCUGAGGACGAGGACGACUCGGAGGAGGACCGCUACCGCGAUCGCGACCGGUAUGGCGCGUACGGACGCACGGAGACGGACUCCCGCGCACGGCGGGAGAAGAAGGCAGAGCAGCGGAGACGCAAGAUGGAGAAGAAGAUCAAGAAGAGGCAGAGGGAGAUGGAGAAGUCGUACGCGGUCUACUUGCAGUGUGUUCCGCCGAGUGAGAUAUGAGAUGGGGGCUGGUGAUUUGCGGUUUGUUUGGAGAAGACUGGAGCAUGUAUGGGGCAGUCGAAGGAUGGAACAGAAGUUAAGAUCUUGUAUGCAUAUGUGCGUAGAUACCAUGUACUCGGACAUGCCCUUUCAUUUCACUGCACUGCUGCCAUCAUGAGUCGU